GCGAAGCCGCGAGCGUCACUGGGGCAACCUGACUGUGGGAGGGCGGGGCAGGAGGAACAAGGAGACUGGGCAACCGUUACCCCUGGCAACAGCGGAGCCCUGGGAGCAGGUAGCGAGCAGCCUGAGGAGCGAGGCCUGCACUCGACCGAGGCGAGGAGGAUGCGGGAGGGCGUGAAGGAGGAAGCGCUGCUGCUGGCCCGCGAUUACCUGCAGCACUGCCUGAACCCGGCCCGGGAGCCGAGGCCGCCCAACAAGACGGCCUUCACCCUCCGCAAAGUGGCGGACCAGAUGGUGGAGCAGCACCAGGCCGCCUUCAGCAACAUGAAGAGCCGCUUCGACAACGGCCUGCAGAUGGCGGCUUGGCCGCGGAAGGCGGCGGCCGGGCCCGAGGGGGAAGCGGCGUCGGGCCGGGCGGAGGCCGAAACCGCGGCGGCGGCGGCGGUGGCCGCGGCCGACUUCCUGCGCCGGGUGGUGGAGGAGAUGUCGGCCGACGAGAAGAUGAACUGGGGCCGGGUGGUGAGCAUCUUCGCGUUCGCCGGGGUGUUGGGCCGGCACAUGAGGGACUCGGGCAUCGUCAUGAGCCCGGAGGCCGGGCCCAGCCUUGUGGAUUCGCUGGCGGAGAGUGUGGCCAAUUAUCUGGGCAAGGAGCGGCGAGAGUGGAUUGAACAGAACGGGGGCUGGGAGGGAUUUCUCAGAUUCUUUGGCAGUGAUGACCAUUGGCAAGAGUCAACAGUACGCAACAUGCUGAUAACAGUUGCUGGGUUUGGCAUAGCUGGAUUAGCUUGUCUUCUUGCUGUCCGAUAGACUGGUGCUUCUGACCAAUUGGAACAAUUGCUAACAUCUAGAAGAUAUAAAUUUCUCAGCACAAUGUUUUCCGUUUUUAUCUUCACUUCUAAGGUAUUUUUGGAGGUUUCCAUUGUGUGCGACAUUACAGCAAGAAACCAGAAGAUUUUCAAAAAUUGUCUGCAGUUUUGCUAGUGUUAUGUUUGUACACUUAAAUUUCAUUUAAUAUACUGCCUACAAUACAACAAAGUAUCUCUUAAUCUUUUUAAAAAGGCUUUUGUAAGAAUAGUGCAUUGAAGAAAAAAGGCAAGGUUAUGACCAACCUGGAAAUUAGAAGCCUUUUUCUACAGCCUAGUUCUGUUCUGAGAAUCUCAAAGAAUUGCACUAACUUAUUGAGUAAUCUAGAUAUGACAAGGCAUAGCCAAAUACAAUUGACUCAUCACAAGACAUCCAUUUGUUCUUUUUGCAAUAGAAUAUCAGUUGUGGCAUCUGAUGUCUUUUUCCAAAUUUUAAAUUAAAAGAAACCACCUAAUAUAAAACCUUUCAGUGUAUAUAUAAAGUACUGUUAGUUUCUCAUCUUCCAUUUUCCUGUCAUUAGUUUUGAUCUGCGAAAGUCCAUUAUUAUUUUGUAGUAAUACUUAUUCAAUCUUUUUAGUCUUAAAUGAUAACAAUUUUAAUGGAAUAUGGUAUUUCCAUAUCUCUGUACAGUGUAAACAUUAGCUAGCAAACCAUUGCAAGCAAAGUAACUUUUUAAUUUUUUUCCACUAGCAAAGUGUUAAUAAUUCUGUACUGUAUCAAGGUUGUAUUACAUUGUACAUGCAAGUUAGAAUGUUGUAAGCAAUUCAGUUGUGGAAGUUGGUAAAUCACAAUUUAAACAUCCCACAUAUUAAAUUGCAUAAUAGUAUUUAUUUUAUUAAAAUAAAAUCAUGCUGUGAUUUUUAAUCAGCUUUGAAAAGCUCGCUUUUACCUGAGCAUUUAUCCUUGGUGUAUGGAGCUAUUAAUAUUAUAUAUAGUUCCUGUAUUCUUUGGGAUGUUCUCAGACAUAGGAUGUCAAAUUUGUUUGGUUGAUCAACAAAAUUCCUUGCUGUGCUCUAAUUAUUUCUAAGUAGUGUUAGAGGAGGAAACACUGCUUUUUCGGGGUUUCCCUGUAUAUGUAUUACUUUACUGUCUUUUGUUUUUCCCCAGCUCUGAUAUAUGUAUGCCAUUUGGGUACAAUGCUUUAAUAAGCAAGUAAUUCUAUAGUUUCAAAUAAUUUUAAUUUUUAAAAUGUUAAUGUGUCUAAGUUUUAUCUUCCCCAAAUAUGAUGGUGUGCUUGUGGCUAAAGUUGGUUGUGACUUUUCUGUAAUGCUAAAAUGGCAAAACCAAUGAAACUUGCAAAUUUUGA
Molecule: messenger RNA, 2167 nt
Organism: Hemiscyllium ocellatum (epaulette shark)
Lineage: Eukaryota; Metazoa; Chordata; Chondrichthyes; Orectolobiformes; Hemiscylliidae
Gene: bcl2l10
Product: BCL2 like 10
Exons: 2
Coding region: 160-804 (214 amino acids)
Biological process (GO): extrinsic apoptotic signaling pathway in absence of ligand; regulation of apoptotic process; intrinsic apoptotic signaling pathway in response to DNA damage
Cellular component (GO): mitochondrial outer membrane
Molecular function (GO): protein homodimerization activity; protein heterodimerization activity
Source: RefSeq, a predicted model, not a curated record